AUGGAUCUAUCUACCACUCAAACACGGUUGACACCUACAGGCAACGGGUGCCGCUGCAAACCCACCUCCACCAGUAAUGAUCAAAGUAACCCCACCACCAUCAGCUCUAAUAAUCAAAGUAACUCUACCACCACUAGUAAUGGUAAUCCCACAACUAUUGGUAAUAUCAAUCCCACCACCACCACCAGUAACAGCAUUCCCACCACUAGUAAUAGUAAUCCCACCACCACUACCAGUAAUAGUAUUCCCACUGCCAACAGUAAUGAUCAAAGUAACCCCACUACCAUCAGCUGUAAUGAUCAAAGUAACUCUACCACCACUAGUAAUGGUAAUCCCACAACUAUUGGUAAUAUCAAUCCCACCACCACCACCAUCACCAGUUACACCACCCACAACAAUGAAGAUAAGAGAGUUGUGAAAAGAGUCCUGCAGCAACUUAAAGAAGAAGCAGAGAUUGACAAGGCUGCCCUCGACUUAAAAUAUAAAAAAAUCAGGCAUUUGGAAGAAUACUUAUCUCUUCAAUAA
Molecule: messenger RNA, 525 nt
Organism: Mucor velutinosus
Lineage: Eukaryota; Fungi; Mucoromycota; Mucoromycetes; Mucorales; Mucoraceae
Exons: 2
Coding region: 1-525 (174 amino acids)
Source: RefSeq, a predicted model, not a curated record